AUGCUGACACAGUACGACCAGGAGAAGCUCGAUCACACUCCCUGGGUGGAAAAGUACCGGCCCAAGAAAUUGGACGAUGUGUCUUCUCAAGAACACGCCGUCAAGGUGCUCAAAAAGACUUUGGAGCUGGCCAAUUUACCACAUAUGCUUUUCUAUGGUCCACCAGGAACAGGAAAAACCUCCACGGUCUUGGCUCUUGCCAAACAAUUGUAUGGACCUCGAUUGUAUAAGCUGAGAGUGUUGGAGCUCAAUGCCUCGGACGAAAGAGGUAUUUCCAUUGUGAGACAGAAAAUCAAGAACUUUGCCAGACUCACGGUAUCCAAUCCAACGCCCGAGGACUUGAGAGAUUAUCCAUGUCCUCCUUACAAAAUCAUUGUGUUAGAUGAGGCUGAUUCCAUGACGAAUGAUGCACAGUCUGCGUUGAGAAGAACUAUGGAGAACUACUCCGGAGUUACAAGAUUCUGCUUGAUCUGUAACUACAUCACGCGUAUCAUUGAUCCGUUGGCACUGAGAUGCUCGAAAUUCCGUUUCCGUCCGCUUGACAAUGAGAACGCUUUAUCGCGGUUACAAUAUGUUGUUGAACAGGAAAAAGUCAACUUGGAUCUGGAGAAGGUUUUGCAUGAGAUUCUUAAGGUUUCUGGUGGUGAUUUGCGUAAAGCCAUCACUUACUUGCAAUCUGCUACACGUUUGAAUUCCGUUCUAGAAGACGGUGGUAUCACUGUGACCACUAUUCGAGAAAUCGCCGGAGUAGUGGAUAAAGAGCUUAUGGAUUCGAUUGUAACCACGAUUCGGACGAAAAACACCGAGAAAAUCGCCAAAAAAGUUCACGAGGUAGUACUCCAAGGAUGGAGUGCCCAGCAGGUUUCGGACCAAUUGCACGAUAUCUUCAUUCUUGACGAUAGUUUGACUUCCCCUGAGAAGAAUGCCAUGGCUCAGCUUUUCUUCGAAACUGACCGCAAACUUAACAACGGAACGGACGAGCAUAUCCAGCUUUUAAACUUGAGUUUUCAGCUUUCGAAUGCUCUAGCCUAG
Molecule: messenger RNA, 1032 nt
Organism: Sungouiella intermedia
Lineage: Eukaryota; Fungi; Ascomycota; Pichiomycetes; Serinales; Metschnikowiaceae
Source: the annotation of a GenBank genome assembly